GUUUUGUGAGUUUAAACAUCGUUUUAGUCUGAGGGUUUGUUUAUACGUUUGUUUUUUGGUCGAUUUCCUGCCUCGUGAUCGAAUCUUUUCUCUAAACGUGAAUCAAUUGCAGCGUAAAAUGAAAUAACAGUUAGAUACUUACAAAUAUUGUUUUAUUGAUUUUAUCAGUUGUACAAUAAUAUUGAGUCAUGGAUGGAUACCAUUUUCUGGUAAUGAUAAAGAUACAUAAGUUGUAUUUUGCUGUUGGUUAUUAUCAAGGAGCCUAGAAACAGUAGCGGGAAGACUUUGAAACAUGACUGAUGGUUGGUUUAAGGGAAUGGACGAAUGCGUAGUUUCUUGUAUGUUAUGAUAGUUGGGAGAAGGCGCGCAGCUAUUCUGAUCUAUGUUAUAAGGAGAAGGCGCACUACAAUGGGAUGAUGCAGAAGAUGACAGAUGAGAAAAGGUGUUAUGUUGGUAGGAAAAUUGAUCCACUAAUUCUUGCACGCGGGAACGGAAACAUAAUAUUCUGUUUGCAGAUAUCUAGCAACUGGAUCAUCAUUCAAACAAAUUGGAUUUUCGUUUAGACUUGGCGCUUCAACCGUAGGACAAAUAGUUCAAGAAACAGUUUGUAUAAUAUGGGAUGUACUACAGCCUAUUCAUAUGCCAACUCCGAAGAAACAAGAUUUUCAAAGGAUAUCAGAAGAAUUUAAUAAUAUAUUUAAUAAUAUUUGGAAUUUUCCACACUGUAUUGGAGCCAUUGACGGCAAACACGUUCGCAUUGUUUGUCCUAAAAAUUCAGGAUCAAUGUUUUAUAACUAUAAGCACUAUUUUUCUGUUGUACAGGGCGUAGCGGACGCUAAUUACAAAUUUAUUGUUGUAGAAAUUGGCGGUUACGGUAAACAAAGUGACGGCGGUACAUUUCAGGCCUCCGAACUAUAUCGUCAAUUAAAAAAUGGCACACUAGCAAUUCCGGAACCAUGCAAUUUUCCGCAAACAAAAACCAAGGCGCCUUUUGUACUAAUAAGUGACGAGGCAUAUCCACUCCUGCCUUUCCUCUUGAAACCUUUUGGUGGAAGAAAUUUGAGUAUUGAGGAGGAAUGUUUUAAUAAACGCCUAUCUCGUGCUAGAAAAACCAUAGAAUGUACAUUUGGUAUAAUCACUGCAAAAUGGCGUAUACUUUCAAAAUGUAUUGAAACCAAUAUUACGACAGCUGAUAAUAUUAUUAAAUGUAUUUGCAUUCUACAUAACACAAUUAUUGAUAAGGAAGGUUUCGAAAGACAUCUUAGUGAAGUAUCUGUCGAAAAUUGCACAGAAACUACAGGUAAAAAAGCGACGGGAAGACCUCUGAAUGACGCUAAAAAUAUUCGCGAUAUUUUUGUAACAUAUUUUGCUCACAAUACUUUGUCAUACAAAACCUAGAUUAAGCUUUUCAAAUAAUACUGCAAUAUAAUGUAAAUAAUAUUACUACAAAUACACCUAGGUACUUACCAUCCUGUCUUAUUUCAAUGCUUAUUUCCUUCCAGUAUCUGUCAACCACAUUGCGAUUGCUAUGUAGCUUAUCCCUCUUGUUCCAAAUAGCUGUUCUUUCAAACACCGCAGCAAUAAGCAAUUCUUUAUCCAUCACAAUAUACUACUCACUCGCGCGACAAAAGCCGAAAUAAACUAAAUUUUGAAUACCGUGAGCGCCUGCGAGCAGGUUAUCCGCGCGGACCUGCUGCAACCUGUUUUCACUGUGUGUACGUUCAUAUGAAUACACGUGAUAAUUCUUAAAGCGAUAAACGCGAGAUGGCGCAGGUUACCGGUAAGCGAGAAUCUCGCGUGCACUGUGU
Molecule: messenger RNA, 1808 nt
Organism: Acanthoscelides obtectus
Lineage: Eukaryota; Metazoa; Arthropoda; Insecta; Coleoptera; Chrysomelidae
Source: the annotation of a GenBank genome assembly